Messenger RNA from Dendronephthya gigantea, 3154 nucleotides. Its product is annotated as FYVE, RhoGEF and PH domain-containing protein 4-like. Gene Ontology annotation, cellular component: cytoplasm. The transcript has 21 exons. The record is from RefSeq and is a predicted model, not a curated record. The coding region runs from base 260 to 2716 and encodes 818 amino acids. Lineage: Eukaryota; Metazoa; Cnidaria; Anthozoa; Malacalcyonacea; Nephtheidae. Gene Ontology annotation, molecular function: metal ion binding; guanyl-nucleotide exchange factor activity. Gene Ontology annotation, biological process: cytoskeleton organization; filopodium assembly.
UACUCUAAUUGUUGUGGAUGUUGUAGAUGUCACAAUUUCCUGUUUGGUCUGAGCAUGGCGAAACCAAGCUAAAUUUUAUUAUGGUUUUCUCAGGCAAAUUUUUAUGCUAUUGGUGCAGCGUGAGUUGUAAUGCGAGUGUAUAUGCUUAGCAAUUUAUUGCUCUUUGGUACAAAAGUAGACGCGAAUUCUUAUCACAAUAUAUUUAAUGUGGAAUCAAGUGGGCUGAAAGAUCAUCCCUGUUUCAGUGUCCUGAGGGAAAAUGCAGAAAGGCAGCAGUACAGGAAAUCUACCAGCUAGUAAUAAUGUAAACAAGUUCAAAACUUUUUAUGAAAGUCUAAGCACAAGUGAUUUAAAAAAUAAUGUGCAUCCACCUCACAACCAGGAUCUUACACCUCCUGCCAAACCAGUUCAAACACCAGAUAAACCGGAUGUUGAAACAGACCACCAAGACCAAAACAGUAAUCAGACUUGUAAAACACCAAAACCAGCUGUUCCUCCAAAACCAAUUCUUGCAAAAAAUGGUAAGCAUAAAGGUUUUAGUUGCGAUUCAAGCCCCCCAGACAUUGCUCCUAAACCAGUGAAGAAAAGAGACAGUGAAGAACAGUGUGGUAAACUAAGGAGUAACCAUGAACAAGAUUUUUACCAAAAUGGUGAUCAAGACCAGACAGAUGAGGUUAUUAUCAGAGAAAAAACAGGACUGGGUGAUGAUGCUAAGAUGGGAGGUGGUGAAGAAGGUCUUGAAGACCAGUCAGAACAGGUGCUUGUUAUUGAAGAAAAAAUAGGAAUAGAUUUGGAUGAUGAAAUAGAAGGUGGUAAUGAUGAAAAUGGUCAAGAAACGGUAGAAGUAGAUGUGGAUGACAAUGUCGAAGCUAAUGAGGAUGGUGAUGAAGAAGAUGAUGAAGAAGUUGAUGAUGAAGAUUAUGGAUGGGAUUCAGAUGAAUUUGAGAGUGAAAAUGACAGUGAUGAUCAUGAUAAUAAUCUCGCAGAUAAACGACAAAGUAGAAUUAUUUUUGAUGAAUUAGAGCAUAUCCCUGAUCUGAAUUUUCUGGAUGCACGGAAAAAGAAAUUGUUUAAUAUCGCAAAGGAAAUUCUGACCACUGAAGUGACGUACGUGAAAACACUCAAGCUCCUUGAUGAGGUAUUCCACUUCAGACUAGAGAAUGAGUGCAGAGCAAAAGGCAUCGUGCCAAAAGAAGUACUGUUAGAAAUAUUUUCAAAUAUUACUGCCAUUAACCAGUUUCAUCGAGAUUUUCUUCUGCCAAAACUUGAUGAACGAAUGCAAAACUGGGAUACAAACCCUCGCGUUGGUGAUAUUUUUAACUCCCUCGCACCAUUUCUGAAGAUGUAUGCUGAGUACGUCAAAAAUUUUGACCAGGCAAUGAGCAGUUUGUCGAGAUGGAAACUUAAAUCUCAGAAAUUUUCUGCCAUCAUUGACCAAAUACAGAAAACCGACAAGGAAUGCAACAAUUUAACAUUGGAGCAUCACAUGCUUGCCCCUGUACAGCGAGUUCCACGCUACAAACUGCUGUUGACAGAUUAUAUCUCCAAGUUACCCGAGGAUUCCAAAGAUUUAGAGGAGUCAAAAAAGGCACUCGAGAUCAUAUCUGCUGCGGCGAACCACGCUAAUGACAGCAUGAAGAAAACAGAACGCUUCCAGAAAAUGUUAGAAAUGCAAGAAAAAUUCGGCGAUGGCGUCAGCAUUGUAACCCCGAGUCGAGAGUUCAUAAUGGAAGGUGAAUUGAUAAAGAUUUCAGCACGAAAUGCUCAAAUUAUGACAAGAAUUCUUGUUUUGUUCAAUGAUGCCUUAUACUAUUGCACUAAAGUCCCAACUACAGGUAAAUACAAAGCGAAGCAAACACUGGAGUUGUUGUCGACCUAUCUUGGGGACGUCGAUGAAGAGACAGAGAACCGUGAACUUGUUUUCCGAGUUUGUAGCAAAAGCAAAGUGGUCGAAUUUAAAGCGACGUCGGUAGAGCAGAAAGAAAAAUGGGUAUCGACUCUUACAGCAGCCAUUAAGAAUGCAGUUGACAGGAAUAGCACCUUUGGCCGCGAGGUGACUCUGAAUAAAGAUGAUAUUGGAAAAAUCGCGCCAACCUGGGUACGAGAUGACGCUGUCACCAUGUGUAUGACGUGUACGAUUCACUUCACCGCGAUACGAAGGCGUCACCAUUGCCGGGCUUGCGGUAAAAUCGUGUGCAAUAGUUGCUCAAGUUAUAAAGCUCGACUCGAAUAUGACGAUAACAAAAUUAAUAGAGUUUGUGUGAACUGUUACAAAAUACUUGCUCCCGAAGAAACAAAUAAACCGGAGAUAAAAAGGAGAAGGCGUAAGGUUCAAAAGUUUGCAGAUUCUGUAUUAAAUGGAUAUCUCAACUUUAAAAGUGAUAGCACGAAGGCAUGGUCAAAGCGUUGGUGUAGGCUUGGAGAUGAUUUUACUCUUCAUGUUUUUAAGGCGAAGAAGGAUGUAAAAGCUCAAACUACGAUCCCAAUGCCUGGUCUUUCGCUGCAGGAUGAAAAUGUGUGCGACGAAAAUGAUAAAAGUAGAAAACACGUCUUUAAAAUUUUGCACCCGAUAUAUGGUUCCUUUUUCUUUGAAGCCGAGAACGACGAGGUGUUGGAGAAAUGGUUAGAACAUAUUCGAUGUGCGAUCGAAGCAGAACCGUAUCCUAACAGGAACUCAACCUCAAGUCAACCAACGCCACCCCCAACCCCUGGCUAAUAAUGUUCCCGGCAAUAAUUUUGCGCGUUUUCGAUAUCAUUAUUCACCAGGAAAAGGAACAAAACCGAUGUCAAAAUUUUUAUGCUUCUUGAACCAAAAAAACCCAGUUUCCAGCAAAACAGUUUCUAAUAUCAAAUAUAUAUAUUAUACGUUAUGUUAAUACGUAAAAUGACUUUUAAUUGGUUACCAUGCUAGUUUUCCUUGUAAGUUCAAAUAAAUAUAGGUGUGCGCGAGUUCAAGUGCCGCGUGCGAAUCCAGCAAGUGACUAAUUUAACUAAUAGGUAAAUAUAAGUAACUAUAGAUGGUCUGGAAACGGACCGGGGAUAGUAUGCUAGAAAUAUUUUAUAUUCGAAUUUAAAUUGCUAAAUAUCUUAUGAACUGUAAUUUUGAGUACUAAAUUUAAUACUAAAUGGGUCGUGGAUUUGUUGUUUGCAUUGC